Penicillium odoratum is the source of this 1140-nucleotide messenger RNA. Its product is annotated as Zn(II)2Cys6 transcription factor domain-containing protein. NCBI's taxonomy places the organism in Eukaryota, Fungi, Ascomycota, Eurotiomycetes, Eurotiales, Aspergillaceae. The record is from RefSeq and is a predicted model, not a curated record. The coding region runs from base 1 to 1140 and encodes 379 amino acids. The transcript is spliced from 2 exons. Gene Ontology annotation, molecular function: zinc ion binding; DNA-binding transcription activator activity, RNA polymerase II-specific. Gene Ontology annotation, biological process: regulation of transcription by RNA polymerase II.
AUGGCUGUCAGCGUUGCAAAGCACUGUGAUGAAACCAGACCACACUGCCGAAAUUGCACCAACCAUGCGAUUGAUUGUCUGUACUCCAAGGAGGUAAUCAGCAGAAGGGCGACCCCUAUGUCUACUCCACCAUCGGCGGAGUCUCUACAUGCGGAUAACUCGCCAUCCGUUGCGGCCAACACCAUUGGCUCAAACAGUAAUGCUAGUGCAUACGGUCAAUCUGCUGACAUGGGAAUGGCAAUGGGAAUCUCAGAAAUGGAGCUGCUUCACCAUUACUCAACAUCCACAUGCUACACGAUUUCUCGCCUUCCGGUGCUCCAAACAGUAUGGCGAAUCAGAGUUCCCCAGUUUGGAUUCUCUUUUCCAUUUCUUCUUCAUGGCAUCCUUGCCUUAUCAGCCCUGCACCUGGCUUAUCUGAGGCCCGAGCUUCAUGCACACUAUGUCACACAGGCCGAGUUUCACCACAGCCAGGCCCUGCAGAUGGUCUCCGCUAUCAUCCCAACUAUGAACAAGGAAAAUGCUAGUGCAAUUUAUCUGUUUUCAUCCAUUGCAUGUAUCAUCUCCUGUGCAAAACCUCGAGUGACACAUGAAUUCUGGAUGAUCGGCGAUCGGGAUAUUGAGUGGUUAUCCUUAUUCCGUGGUACCCGCUCCAUCAUUGCAGCAGCAGAAGAUACCAUCAAAACCGGAGUCCUCUCGCCAAUUUUCAAGAAUGGAAAUUCGAGAAGUCGUGCCCGGAACGCCAGAUCGACUUCAAACUUGACCUACUUGAAUGAUUUGCGACAACUUCUCAGGGACAACGUGCCGAAUACGGAAGAACUUAAUUGCUACUUUGACGCCAUACAUGACAUGAGCAAAUCAUUCGCAUCUGUGGAAGAAGAUGGCUUUGAGAACUGCCAGACGGCUGAUGUAUUUGUCUGGCUCUUACAGAUAUCCGACGAAUAUUUAAAUCUGCUUCGGCAACGAAAGCCCGAAGCUCUGGUCAUUUUCUCAUAUUUCUGCGUGAUCACUCACUACCUUGAAUGGGCCUGGUGGAUGCAAGGCUUGAGCCAUCAUAUGAUACGAAGUAUAUACCAUUGCCUGGACGAGGAGCACCGCUGCUGGCUACAAUGGCCCAUGGAGCAAUUGGGUUGGGUUCCGUAA